CACAAAAUGAUCCCAGAAUAUGCAAUUUUAAUUUGCCUACUGAAGAAUGUGCUAAAGGAAUUAAUCAUGGGGAUAAUCACAGGGAAAAAUAUUGUUUGGAAGCAUCUACAAAGGCAACAUUAGACCUGCAUCAUACAGUGCAAACUUGGAUGAGGAAGCACAGGCUGGUACCAGUUCACUACAGCACUUAUUGCAUAUAUGCUUUGGCAUGAAGAAUUGAGAAAUAUGAAAUGUAUAGUUCCUGCCAUUCUCAAAGUAUCAUUCUGAAAAUGAUCUUUAAUGCAGAGAAGUAUCUUCUAGGUUUAUUUUAUGCAUAAUGAUACUUGCGGUUAGUUGGCAUUCAGUCUGUUUUGUUAGGUAAAGAAAACUGUGGAUGUUUACCAGUUUGAAGAAUUUGUAUAUUCAUGUUUGCAUAUUUCUUAGUGUAAUGAAAACCAUAUCUCUCAGAUCUCACGUUAAUAUUGCAGUUAUAUGUUAAUGCAUAUUAAAAGUUCUGGUAGCUUUUGGUAAUUUUGAAACUCAAAAAAUAUGGUUUGUAAGAGUAUUUAUAUUUUUUGUUGAAUUUGAUGAUAUGAGACAUUUUAAAUUCCAUUUACUCCAUUUGUGUUUAGAAUUGUUAAAAGAAAAGAAUAUUAAAGGUUUGGGUUUAUGAAAUGUAUAAUUAAACCACACAGUCUUAGAGUUACUAUGCUUAGCACUCAUCCAUUAAGAUGAUAAUAUCCACUAUUAAUAUUUAAAUGAUCAUGUCUCUGCCUUCCUCUUUUGUCAAAGCAUGAAUUUAAGCAUUCUUACCCUGUGAAUUACCUUGUGAAUCUUGCUGUACACCUUCGAGCCUCUGGUUUAUGAAGACUGUUUUUGGCAUUGAUUUGGAAAGCGCAUUACAGGGUCAAAGGAGUAGAUCAGAACCAAGUUUAGAAAUAAAAACGAAGAGCAUGCGCGCUCAGUUGCUUCAGUCGUGUCUGACUCUUUCCAGUCCCGUGGGCUAUGGUCAUUCAGGCUCCUCUGUCCAUGAGAUUCUCCAGGCAAGAAUAUUGGAAUGUGUUUCCAUGCCUUCCUCCAGGAGAUCUUCCCGACCUGGAGAUCAAACCCGCUUCUCCUUCAUCUCCUGCACUGCAGUUCAUUCAGCCCCUAAAGAAAUAACAGUGUCUAAGGGACAAGAAGAGAAACCUGAUAGCCUAGUUAAAUAUUUCAGUGUUGUUUGGUGUAAAGCUUCAAAGAAAAAACACAAAAAGUGGGAAGGUGAUGCUGUUCUUAUUGUAAAAGGAAAGUCAUUUACCUUAAAGGAUUUGGAAGGCAAAGACAUUGGAAGAGGCACUGGAUAUAAAUUGAAAGAGCUUGAAAAGAUUGAAGAGGGUCAAACAAUGAUGAUUGGUGGAAAAGAAAUAGAAGUCAUGGGUAUCAUCUCUCCAGAUGAUUUCAACAGUGGAAGAUGUUUUCAGUUUGGAGGAGGAUGUUCUGCUGUCUUAAGUUCUCAAGCUGCCAAGAAGUGUUUCUCUAACCCUUUCAAAAGUGUCUGUAAACUCAGUUCAAAGGAAAAUAAACAGAACAGUUUCCAAAACUGCAAACCACGCCAUGACCCAUAUGCACCAAAUUCCCUUGUUAUGCUCCGACCAGAUAAGAAUCACCAGUGGCUGUUCAAUAAGACCUGUUUUCCUGUUGUGGAUGUAGUGAUAGAUCCUCACCUUGUAUAUUACCUUCGACCACAUCAGAAAGAAGGGGUCAUAUUCCUUUAUGAAUGUGUGAUGGGAAUGAGGGUGAAUGGCAGAUGUGGAGCUAUUCUUGCUGAUGAAAUGGGUUUAGGGAAAACACUGCAAUGUAUUUCGCUUAUCUGGACCCUACAGUGUCAGGGACCCUACGGAGGCAAGCCAAUAAUAAAGAAGACACUUAUUGUCACACCUGGAAGCUUGGUGAAUAAUUGGAGGAAAGAAUUCCAAAAAUGGCUAGGAAUUGAAAGAAUCAAGAUAUUUACUGUUGAUCAGGACCACAAAGUAGAAGAAUUCACCAAAUCUCCAUUUUAUUCUGUUCUUAUCAUCAGUUAUGAAAUGUUACUUCGGUCCCUGGAUCAAAUUAAGACUGUAAAAUUUGAUCUUCUAAUUUGUGAUGAAGGGCAUCGUUUGAAGAACAGUGCCAUUAAGACAACUACAGCCCUCAUUAGCCUCUCUUGUGAGAAAAGGAUAAUUUUAACUGGUACUCCAGUUCAGAAUGAUCUCCAAGAAUUUUUUACAUUAAUUGAUUUUGUAAAUCCAGGAAUAUUAGGCUCUUUGUCAGCUUAUAGAAAAAUAUAUGAAGAACCCAUUAUUAUAUCAAGACAACCUUCUGCUUCUGAGGAAGAAAGGAAGUUAGGAGAGCAAAGAGCAGCUGAACUUACUUGCCUCACUGGACUCUUCAUCCUUAGAAGAACCCAAGAAGUCAUAAAUAAAUAUCUCCCUCCUAAAAUAGAGAAUGUAGUCUUUUGCCGACCAGGAGCCCUACAGAUUGAACUUUAUAGAAAACUGUUAAAUUCUCAGGCCGUCAGAUUCUGUCUUCAAGGAUUGUUGGAAAAUACUUCUCACCUAAUAUGUAUUGGAGCUCUUAAAAAACUUUGCAAUCACCCCUGCCUUUUGUUUGGCUCAAUAAAGGAAAAAGAAAGCAACUCAACUUGGGAUGAGAGUGAAGAAAGAAAUCUCUAUGAAGGCUUGAUGAAUGUGUUCCCUGCUGAUUACAACCCGAUCAUGUUUACUGAGGAAGAGUCUGGAAAACUGCAGGUGCUGUCAAAGCUCUUAGCCGUUAUCCGCGAACUUCGUCCUGCUGAAAAAGUUGUGUUGGUAUCCAACUAUACACGAACCUUGGAUAUUUUACAAGAAGUCUGCAAGCGUCAUGGAUAUACUUAUACAAGACUUGAUGGACAGACCCCAAUCUCUCAAAGGCAGAAAAUUGUUGAUGGCUUUAAUAGUAAAUACUCUUCUGAUUUUAUUUUUUUGUUAAGUUCAAAAGCUGGUGGUGUGGGGCUUAACCUUAUUGGAGGAUCUCACUUAAUCCUCUAUGACAUUGAUUGGAAUCCAGCUACUGAUAUCCAGGCAAUGUCUAGAGUGUGGAGAGAUGGUCAGAAGCACCCUGUACAUAUUUACAGACUCCUAACCACAGGCACAAUAGAGGAAAAGAUCUAUCAAAGACAGAUCAGUAAGCAAGGUCUUUCUGGGGCAGUUGUAGACCUAUCCAAGACAUCUGAUCAUAUUCAGUUUUCAGUGGAAGAACUUAAAAAUUUGUUCACAUUGCAUGAAAGUUCACAUUGCAUUACUCAUGACCUGCUUGACUGUGAAUGUACAGGAGAAAAUCAUACAGGUGAUUCAUUGGAAAAAUUCCCUGUGUCUAGAAGUUGUCAGCUUGGUCCACAUCACCAGAAGUCUGACUCCCUGAAACCUCUCUCCAUGUCACAGCUGAAACAGUGGAAACAUUUUCCUGGAGAUCAUUUAAAUCUUACAGAUCCUUUUCUUGAAAGAAUAAGAGAAAAUGUAUCAUUCUUUUUUCAAAAUAUAACCAAUCAAACUGUUGCUAUAUAAUGAAAUAUUACUUUAUGACAUUGUUUUGCUCCCCCCUUUAAAAAGUUAAUCUAGUAAGUAAAUGUACUUUUGGAAAACAAACAGAAUUAUUUUAAUUAUAAUAAUGUAUUUUGUUGCACACUAUAUUAUAGUUUUGAUACGGUAGUCAAAACUGACUUGUUUAAUGUUUUGUAUAUGUUCCUAAAUAUUGACACAUUAAAGACAUACUUCUGUCAUCCUAUAAUUGUUUAUCAAUAAUUCCAUAAUUUGUGCGCUUUUAUUAAGUGCUUUCUAAGGAAUUUUCAUAGGGAAUAUUAAAAGGUGAAACACCCAGUUCCUUGUCUUUGGGAAAGCUAAAUCGAUUAGGAGUUGUAGCCAUAGAUGUGGUAGACAAUUGAAAGCUUUGCUAAGUUUAAACUGUAGCUCAAAGGAGAGGGAGGGUGAGAGACUAAGAUAGCAGAUGCUGAGAUGUGAUGUGGUAGUUACUGCAGGGCAGUUUGGGUGAGAAUGGUGUGUAGCUUGUGGCAGGAUGCGGAGGAGCACUGGAUGCUUCAAAGCACUGGUUUCUAAUCUGGGACCUCUGACUCCUAGGGGACUGACACGUGGUCUGUAAAACCAUGUCCACCAAGCAUUGUAUAUACACUGGACCAUGGUUCAGCUACCAUCAUGUCGAAGGUUUGUGAGGUAAUUGUUGCCAUUAAUGUACAAAACAAGCUUUACAAGACUGAAGUCUGCAAAGAGAAAGGAAUUACUCAUUUAAUUCCAGUUAGGGCUCCUGUAAUCAGCUUUUGAUUCUUUUUAGGGAAAUUUCUUUUAGACUGAAUAUGGUCUUAAGAUUUUGAGUAAAGACUCAUUAUCAUCAAAUCUGAGUUCUUUAGCUCUGUAGUGCCAUGCCUGGGUAUUUAUGGGCUUCCUUAGUAGCUCAGAUGGUGAAGAAUCUGCUUGCAAUGCAGGAGACCCCGGUUCGAUUCCUGGAUCGGGAAGAUCCCCUGGAGAAGGGAUAGGCUACCCACUCCCAAUAUUCUUGGCUUCCCUGGUGGCUCAGAUGGUAAAGAAUCCAAUUGCAAUGUGGGAGACCUGGGUUUGAUCAGUGGGUUGGGAAGAUCCCUUAGAGAAGGGAAAGGCUACCCACUCCAGUAUUAUUGCCUGGAGAGUCCCCGUGGACAGAGAAGUCUGGCAGGCUACAGUCCAUGGGAUCACAAAGAGUCGGACACGACUGAGUGACUAGACACGGCACGCAUAUGCACGCCUGGACAUUUGUACAUCUGUGACUCAAACUGGCAUUUUGGGGACCAAGUUUGUCAGAAAGGGAGUAAUCAACUAAUAAAAAGCAAAAAUGGCAUUUCUGGACUCUUGUGUAUAGGCUUCUUAUGUGAGGCUUAACAUAUAAAACUGUCUUCAAAUGUAUCUUGUAUCACAUUAUUCUCAGGUAUAAAAUCUUUUUUACU
Molecule: messenger RNA, 4966 nt
Organism: Dama dama (fallow deer)
Lineage: Eukaryota; Metazoa; Chordata; Mammalia; Artiodactyla; Cervidae
Gene: RAD54B
Product: RAD54 homolog B
Exons: 15
Coding region: 843-3539 (898 amino acids)
Biological process (GO): reciprocal meiotic recombination; double-strand break repair via homologous recombination
Cellular component (GO): nucleus
Molecular function (GO): ATP-dependent chromatin remodeler activity; DNA translocase activity; ATP binding
Source: RefSeq, a predicted model, not a curated record